AUGGGUGAUGAAGAUUGCAGCGGAAUAUAUGACACAAUCCAAAAAGACAGAAUAUAUGACGUUCCAGAAGAAAAUGAAGGUGAUGUUUAUGAUGUCAUCAAUGUAGAGCAGAGAUCAGAAAACAAUUUAUAUGUCAAUGAGCAAGAACCCCAUGAGUAUGACUUUGUGUCCCCUUAUGCAGUUGCAAAUGAGAACAGCUCAGUCUCUUCCCGAGACCGAGAACAAGAAGAAGGUUACCUCCUGCCUGAUGCAGUGUAUUCUGAGACUGAAGAUCUUCAACAAGGACCCCCCCAAGAGGAUGGGGUCACCCUGGUGGAAGAAUUAUACUCAUCAAUCGAGUACAAGAAAUCUGGCCCACAGGAGUACCAGGAGAAUGGGAGUCUAAUGAUGGAAGAAGAUCUCUCUCCUUCAACCUUCACCAUCCAGGAAAGCAGGGAUUUCUCGACCAUUAGAGAUGCCCCCACUGGCUAUUCUGUACCUGAUGAUGAAGAAGAAAAUGAAUCAGAUCAUUUACACCCUGAGAUUCACCUCUAUGUGAAGGCUGGAACAGAUGGAGAAAGCAUUGGCAACUGUCCUUUCUCUCAGCGUCUCUUUAUGAUCCUCUGGCUGAAAGGAGUCGUGUUCAAUGUCACCACUGUGGAUCUAAAAAGAAAGCCAGCUGACCUGCACAACCUGGCCCCUGGCACUCAUCCACCCUUCCUGACCUUCAAUGGGGAUGUGAAGACGGACGUCAACAAGAUCGAGGAGUUCUUGGAAGAGACUUUGGCCCCUGAAAAGUACCCUAGACUAGCAGCGAAGCACCGGGAAUCCAACACAGCCGGCAUCGACAUUUUCUCCAAAUUCUCUGCCUACAUCAAAAACACCAAGCAGCAAAACAACGCUGCCCUUGAGAAAAGCCUGACCAAGGUGCUGCAGAAACUAAAUGACUACCUGAAUACCCCUCUGCCAGAGGAGAUUGAUGCCAGCAUUUGUGAUGAUGACAGCAAGCCAUCCCGACGCAAGUUUCUGGAUGGAGAUGAGUUGACCCUGGCUGACUGUAAUCUGUUGCCCAAACUCCAUGUGGUCAAGAUUGUGGCCAAGAAAUACCGCAACUAUGACUUCCCAGCUGAGAUGACAGGCCUGUGGCGGUAUCUCAAGAAUGCCUAUGCCCGAGAUGAGUUCACCAACACCUGUGCCGCGGACCACGAGAUUGAGUUGGCCUACGCGGAUGUCGCCAAGCGUCUCAGCCGACCCUGAGCAAAGCCAUCUUGCUCCCUUGCUGCUGCAAAACUCAGCUUCUCCCAAAGGACUCUGGCUUCACUGGCUCCUCUUCUACGCAUUGCCUCAAGAAACAUUCUUUGUUCAUUUGUUUGUUUGUUUUAUCCAAAUCCAACAACCUCUUGCUGGCUCCAUCAGAACUCCAGCCUGCUGCCUUGUACCAACAUCAGUCACUUCCAAUCUGAUUACACAAGAAUCUGCAAGCAGAAAUUUUAAGGACCAGAUGAGCUCUCAAUUUUCAGGUCCAGUCUGGGUUCAGUGUAUUUGAGGUUCCUCCUGGAAAGUUAACCUAUGGAAUUGUCACCGCCUUUUCCCGCCAAUAUCAAAAUAUCUCCUUAGGUGCAUUAUAAACACCCACACACUCUUCUCUUGCCCCCUCUUCUCUGCCACUCUUUGCCAUGGAUGAAUGCCAUCUUAGUUCUUAUUAGAAAGAGACCCACUGCUUCAUUAGGGGAGAGAGAGUAUGAAUGGAGGAGAAUGGAACAGUUUGUGGCUUUGGGCAUCUGGUAAACACAACUUAGGUCACUGGCUGCUACUCUCUGAUGCUCCUGUCCUGACAUCAGUACAGAGAUGCUGAUGACCAGAUUGAAGACCACUUUAGAUAUAGUCUCCAUUCACUGCAGCAUUAUGAAUGCUGAGGUACUCUCUGGCUCCUGGCCAGUGCUGACCUCAGUUUUUGUGCCACUCAGGCAUGCUGUGUAAAAAGGGAAAUUGCAACUUUAGGUUGGGUGACAUGUAGCAGAGGAGAAAGGGAGCAAUGUUGAUGCCAAAAGGCCCACAGGGCCUACCAGCCAUAGGGCUUGCUUGCUUAGAACUAGUUGUUUCAUGGGAGAUUACUUGCCGUGGUCUGAAUAUGCUUAGCCGUGAGUGAAUUUGAAGUUUGUGAGAAAGCUGAUGAGAGUGGGGACCUAGGGAUACAGGGAGCAGAGGGUGGAGAUAAAGGAGUUCUUUAUGAGGGUUAAAGUUCCUUGGGAAGUCUUUACAACAGCUCUUUCAUGAUCCAACUAAGUCUUGGCCUGGUAAUUUUAUUUAACAACCAACCUGAUACCAAAGCCCUCAGAAUGGCCAAACAUGACUUUCUAAUCUUCCAGCUAUUCCGCUUCCAGACACAGAUUUACUCUCUGGGUGCUCUGUGAGGUUCAGUUGCAACUUUUGAUGGGUAAUACUACUCUGAGAGGGAGGUGCCAUUAUGUGUUACCUUAGGAAGAAAGUCGGUAGGCCUUUCUGACUGGGAAACCAUGUGGUUUUAACUCAAAGAAAGUAUGUACCCAUUUGAGUUGAUUCUUCUCUCAUCUGACUCAACUGCCAUUUCAUAAAAAGGCAAAAAAAUUAGCUAACACUUCUUGGUAGUUCUCUUUAAGUUUCACCUUCUUGAAAGGUUACCUGACUACGAGCAAAGGGAGCUUUGCAAGGGAAACUAAGAAUAAUGAGCUAAUCAUCAACUCCCUCUCCGAGUUAUGCCCCUAGAGAAAAGUCACCUUCUACGCAUGCCCCUUCAACAAUCAGCCCUUCUGUGUUUCUGGCUGGUCUGGAGUGAGGCCUCCAAGUGUCAGAAAGCCCCAGAACUUGUCUCAUUUCUCAGUGAGGGCUACAUGGCACAGGUUCUUUCCAGAGAAACAUCAGUGAAGUCUAACACAAAGUCUAACCUUGAAUCUGCCUGCCUCCAGGGAUCUCGGAAUGAAAAAGGGGAGCUGUUGACUGGAACAGAGUGGAGGAAGCAAGAGAGCUCCCUAAGCCCAGUGGGGAAGAGGAAACAUCUUGGGAGGACGUUUUAUAAGCCACUGCUUGGAGAGACAGAAUGAGUUGAUUCAUUUCCACCUCUCCAGAAGCCUUUCCACAGGCUGCCUGGAAACAUGUCCCCAGAGAUGUUUAUAGAGGAGAAGGGGCUAGGAAUCAGUUCCUUUUUGACUGUGGGGAAAUGCCCCAAACCAGGCUCCUGGGAGAUGAAAGCUUGAAUAAUCCCAAAGGUCUUUUAAUCUGGGUGAAACAUUGUAUAAAGAAAUCAUUGCCUGAAUUUAGCAGCACAGGUAAAAAUGCUCCACACGCAAGAGGCCAUUUCCUUUCCUGAGAGAAAAGGACACUAGGCAGUGUUCUUGAGAGAGGCCUGUGAAGUGCAACCCCACAAAAAGGCAAAAACAA
Sorex araneus (European shrew) is the source of this 3396-nucleotide messenger RNA. It is a transcript of the gene CLIC5, whose product is annotated as chloride intracellular channel 5. The transcript has 6 exons. Bases 1 to 1236 code for a protein of 411 amino acids. The record is from RefSeq and is a predicted model, not a curated record. Lineage: Eukaryota; Metazoa; Chordata; Mammalia; Eulipotyphla; Soricidae.